This is a messenger RNA of Homarus americanus (American lobster), 1741 nucleotides long. RefSeq lists its product as uncharacterized. Lineage: Eukaryota; Metazoa; Arthropoda; Malacostraca; Decapoda; Nephropidae. Gene Ontology annotation, cellular component: neuron projection membrane. The record is from RefSeq and is a predicted model, not a curated record. Gene Ontology annotation, biological process: synapse organization.
GUAUCGUGGAUCAGACGAAAGGACCUUCACGUCUUAACUACAGGAGACUUCACCUACACCACAGCCAACAAGUUCCGCGCCCUACACCUGCCUGGUUCACCUUACUGGUCCCUACAAGUUGAGAAGCCAACCGUCGACGACUCCGGCAUCUAUGAGUGUCAGGUCUCCACGCAGCCUAAAAUCUUUCGUCGGUUUACUCUCAAUGUUGUGGUGCCAAGUGCCGCCAUCACGGGGACGAGAGAGAUGUUUAUGAAGGCCGGAAGUGACAUCAACAUCACCUGUAUCGUCAAGGGAGCCAUAAGAGGCGCGCCCGUUACCUGGUACCACGUCCUGCCACGCCCUCCCUAUACGGAAGAAGAGGUGGAAGAGAUCAAUGCAGGUGGACGUGGAGGCGUGCAGGUGGUGACGGACAAACACGCCGGUACCAGCUGGCUCCUGGUCACCCACGCCACCUGGAGGGACGCCGGGAACUACACCUGCGCGCCCGUACACGCCACCCCCGCCACUGUUUCCGUACAUGUGUUGGAUGAGGAGGUGCCCGCUGGACUUCAUCACGAUCUCCACCCCAGCGAGGGCAGGUCCAGCAUCACUUCGCCGCCUUGUUCUACCCUCCUGACGGUGCUCCUGUUGGUCCUGCAGCGUGUGGCGGCCGUCAACGAACACGGACAUUGGUGUUCCUUCUGCCUGCUACUGGGGAUCACCUCCUGCCUGAGUCUCACUGCUGUGUAUACUGCUGCUGGUGAGACGUGGACGGCAGCGCAGGAUCUGAGCAGCACCUGGUCCGUGUGGCGCCUCUAGUCGACGGCUGGGUGUGUGUGAGGGUGUCGGGAUACUCGUGGUGUGUGUGUGUGACAACCUCGGUGUGGGGACAAUAGUCUACUGGACUUCCAUCGUUGGAAAAUCGUUUAUUUUGUAUACUUUGUCCACUAGCUGUUAUUGUGCGUCCGAUAUGUCUUUAAAGAAACUUGUAUCGUGUUCACAGUUUAGCAUCUGUAACCGUGACGGUGACGUACACUGUGCUGGUGACGGCGACGAACGAUGACGUGUACGGGGCUGGUGACCACUGACGUUACUUGGAGUCAGCCAAUCAUCGCCCAUCAUCUGCUCGUCUCCUCUGUGUAUAUAUAUUAGGAGGCCGAAAUGUUCAUAACCUUCAAUAAAAUGAACAAAGACGCAGAAAUGAACAUCCUAGCCUAAAAUUACCUUCCUGAACCCUCAUUAGUGUAUUUCUGUAUACCACCGGCCUCCAGCAGCCUCCAGCAACCUCCAGCGGCCUCCAGCGGCCUCCAGCAGCCUCGUCACCGCUUCAUAAUGGAAACUACGUGUAAACUGUAUUCAGCCACAACUCUUUACUUGCAUGUUAAUAAUUAUGAGACAGAUUGACAGGAUCAGAUGAACAUUUUGAACCUUAUGAGGAAGAGUUGAACCUUUUGAACCUCAAGUGAAGCAAGAUUAAGUUUUUGAACAUUUACGGGAAUGAUACGAACCUUUUGAACCUUAAGAAGACUAGAUGAACCUUUGAAUCUUAUAACUAAUAAUUUAACCAUUGAACCUUUCCGAGGAUAAUACGAACCUUUUGAACCCUAAGUAAAUGAACCUUAUUGAACCCUUGUGUCAGUAUGAACCUCCAGUGAGCAAAAUACUAGACCGCUUUAACUGUUUUAUAAUCCAUUCCUAAGAAGUUUUAAUACAACAACAAUAACAAUAACAAAAGCAACAAAAACAACAACAACAACAUCAA